Molecule: messenger RNA, 3253 nt
Organism: Salvelinus sp. IW2-2015
Lineage: Eukaryota; Metazoa; Chordata; Actinopteri; Salmoniformes; Salmonidae
Gene: dclre1a
Product: DNA cross-link repair 1A (PSO2 homolog, S. cerevisiae)
Biological process (GO): double-strand break repair via nonhomologous end joining; interstrand cross-link repair
Molecular function (GO): damaged DNA binding; 5'-3' DNA exonuclease activity
Source: RefSeq, a predicted model, not a curated record
UAGUUAUUCAUGAUGCACGGUGAUGUAUAGAUCAGUCAGUCUUGAAUCGCCUUUAGUCGGAUACGUUUCAUACAUUUUUACGAAAUAGCAAAUGUUUAGCAUUGCAUUGGCUUUAGGUCUGGUUGCUAGAGUUUCUUGUUGACAGGUUAUUAUUUAGAAAAAAAUGCUAACACAAUUAGCUGUUUUCGGUUUUGAUUUGGUGAUUGGAGGGGAUGCAACUUUUCCAAAACGGUYUGGAAUGACAUCAUUUGACUUUUUGCAGGAUGUUACAGAAAAYCGCGGUUAAACAGGCUAUAUUGUAGCAACAACGAGGUGUUUUAAAACAMUGUCAUUUUUUUCUGCUGCUUCAAAUGUCAAAGAAAGAUUUGGAAGAUGACAUAUGGGAAUAUAAGCCUCUCAAGAAGAAGAAGAAAAGAAAGGACAAAGACACACCUGAAACUUUUAAUGGACCCAUGACUAAGUACAGACAAGCCUCAAAAAGUUUAACCAAAGGAGACACUUCUGUCCAAGUCAGAGAUGUGAAGCUCACCAAAGUAGCUCCAAAUAAAGCCCUCGGUGUGAAGGCAAAUGAGUCUAUUCAAAAUAAACUAUCAACUCAAAAUGUCGCCUUUCCACAGUCAACACAGGAUAAUGAUAGUACACUUACUGCUGGAGAGAACGUGCACCAGGCAUCUUCCACUGGAGGAAGUUACUGUCCGAUCUGUCAGAUGCCAUUCUCUAUAUUGGUGGUGCAAUCGCAAAGAUGGCAUGUCGCAGAAUGUCUUGACACUCCUGGGGAUGACCGCAAAGAAUGUCCCAAUGGUAUCCAGUGCUACUCCACCAUUCUGAGCCACUACCAGAGAUACAGCCACUCCCUGCUUGCCCACAGCCGAGCAACCAAUGAGGCGCCCUGCCUCAGCUUGGAGUUGGUAACCAAUGGCGGGGCCAAUUUAAGCUUGGAAAGCUCACAGGACAGCCAAAGUUCUUCUCCUAUUAACAGACACAGUGGAGCUACAUCCCCCACAAAGCCAAAUGCCCUUCUGCUGCUCCGGUCUCCUGCUCCAGAGGUAAUCCGAAAAAAGAAAGGCUGGUCACCUUCUACCAAAGGCAUGAAGUCUACCCUCCAAGACAAUAAAACAAAAGUAUUAACCCCCCAUAAGGACAAUAGUGGGGUUGAAGGCCUUGAGGGUGGUUUUGUCAAAGCAGAGCCCUCAGCUUCUAGUGAUGAUGAGAUCUCCUAUUCCCCCAUGUCUGAGUUUCCCCAAGAUAUAGAAGUUAAUGGGACACAACCAAAAAAAGCUCUAUUUCCAAGCAGUAUGUUAGAAGAUGGGGAAAAUAAUGACUCAAUGUUGUUGUUCAGUGAUGGAGUCUCAAGUGAUGAGUUAUUUUCCAACCUUGUGGCUCAUUCUGAAACGAAUGAAGUUGUAGGUUCUCCAGUAUUCAGCGACAGCCAGGUGGUAUCGAUUGGCUCAUUAGUGCAUAGCAAUCACCUACCUAGCUUGUCAAGAGAAGAGCAUACAGAGGAUAACUGUAAUGCCUUCAGUGCUAAGCCUCCACUCCAGUCUGCAAAAAGUAUAGUAUUAGAAAGCUUACGGGAGAGCCUGUUCAGCCCAAGCAGCAAUUGCAGCCUACAUUCCAAAAGCUUGGAUCAGUGCCCCGCUCACACAAACACGGAGUUGAACAUGUCAUUACCUCAAGUGCCUCCAUCUUCCCAAGCUUCCCCCACCCAACAAUCUCAGGCAACCAUGACAACUAGGAAGGGUAAGGGCAAGGCCUCUGGGCUCAAACAGACAGACAUUGGGGUGUUUUUUGGGCUCAAGCCCCUGAAGGACAAAGGGAAGGAGCAAGAGGCUGGGAACGUUUUACCUGGGGUGAGUCUCCAUCAGGGUCCUGUACUUGAAGAGCGCAAAGGGGACCAUGGAGGACGUCAGAGGAAAGGCAGAAGUGCAAAUGCCACGGAGACCCCUAAAGUUGGAGUGAGAUCAGACGGUGGAAGUACACAGACUCCAAGUGAGGGAGGUAGGAAGAGGUGGAACAGGGGGAGAACCGAUGGAGAGCAAAGGGAGUCCAAGCGAUGCCCGUUUUAUAAAAAGAUUCCAGGCACUAAGUUAGCUGUGGAUGCUUUUCAGUAUGGGCUGGUUGAGGGCAUCACCACUUACUUCCUCACACACUUCCAUUCAGACCACUAUGGAGGCCUGAAGAAGAGCUCUACAUUCCAUAUCUACUGUAACAGCAUCACAGGUAACCUGGUGAAGAGUAAGCUGAGGGUGGCUGAGCAGUACGUCCACAUCCUGCCCAUGAACACCCAGGUCACUGUGGAUGGGUUGAAGGUCACACUGCUUGACGCCAACCACUGUCCAGGAGCUGCCAUGCUGCUGCUGUUCCUGCCCGAUGGCCAGACUGUGCUUCACACGGGAGACUUUAGAGCUGACCCUUCUAUGGAGGCCUACCACGAGCUGCUGAGCUGCCGAGUCCAGACACUCUACCUAGACACCACCUACUGCAGUCCUGAAUACACCUUCCCCACGCAGCAGGAGGUCAUAAACCUUGCGGCCAACACAGCCUUCAUGUGUGUGACCCUCAACCCUCGCACUUUGGUGGUGUGUGGCUCCUAUUCAGUGGGCAAAGAGAAAGUAUUCUUGGCUCUGGCAGAGGUACUGGGCUCCAAAGUUUGCCUGUCCCGGGACAAGUUCAACACUAUGUGCUGUCUGGAGUCGGAGCGCAUCCGCCAGCUCAUCACCACCGACUGGAAGGCCGCACAGGUCCAUGUGCUACCCAUGAUGCAGCUGAACUUCAAGAACCUGCAGGCUCAUCUGAGUAGGUUCUCGAGGCAGUAUGACCAGCUGGUGGCCUUCAAGCCCACGGGCUGGACCUUCAGUCAGAGGGUGGAGGCUGUGGAGGAUAUCAAGCCUAUGGUCCAUGGCAACAUCAGCAUCUAUGGCAUCCCCUACAGUGAGCACAGCAGCUACCUGGAGCUGAGGCGUUUUGUCCAGUGGCUGCGGCCCCUGAAGAUAAUCCCCACAGUCAACGUGGGCAGCUGGGCUAGCCGGAAGGCCAUGGAGAGGUGCUUCAGCGAGUGGCUAACAGAGGCUUACGAGGCUAAUAAUGUUAAAGGAGUCUAAAACAGGACACUUCAGUGUUCAUACACAGUGAACAGUAUAUGACAGUAACAGUAUAUGACACAAUACUUGAGUGUUACCUAAUUGGUUUAUUCGGAUCCCCGUUUGCUUUUGCCAAAGCAGCGGCUAUUCUUCCUGCGAUCCACACUAAAACA